AUCCUUCGUCAAAAUUCUCGAACUGUCGUCCCCUCCAAAAUUCCAACUUUGUCUCCGCCACCGCCGAUUACAAUCCCGCCUCCACCUCCACCUCCGCAUCCCUCUUCCACUCAUACACACUCUCUCUCUCUCUCUCUAUUUUUCGUUCUAGCUCUUCGUCUCGAUAACCAUCAUUUUCUCUUCUCUCUCUCUCCUCCCUCUGUGAUAUUUCUGUGCAUGGCAGUGAGUUUAUUGGCUCGUGAGGUAACUGACCUAUGCCUAGGAAAGCCUGCGCUCAGGUCUCUUUCCGUAUCUGCAACCGUCGGUGACGCGCUAUCGGCUCUCAGGAGAUCCAGUGACCCGUAUUUGAGUGUAUGGAGCUGUGAUCAUCACCGUAACGCUUCAAGGUCUAAGCUUGAUGCAAAUGAAUGCCGUUGCAUUAGUAAGGUUUGCAUGGUGGAUAUCAUUUGCUUCUUGUGUAAAGAAGAUAAUCUGAAAAAUCCAGGGAAAGCUCUUCAGGAGCCCGUCUCUGUUCUCCUUCCCAAGGUUCCUGGUCUUGUUAGGCACUUGGAGCCCAACGCCAGCUUGUUGGAGGCUAUAGAUCUCAUCCUUGAAGGUGCACAGAACCUUGUGAUACCAAUUCAUAUCCCCUUGUCAAGAAAAAAGCUGAUACCCAAACCAUCCUCUAACUCCACCCUCCACAACAAUUGUGAAUACUGCUGGCUAACUCAAGAAGACAUAAUUCGCUAUCUUCUUAACUGCAUUGGUCUCUUCUCCCCUAUUCCUAACCAUAGCAUUGAGUCUCUCAACAUCGUAGACACCAAAUCCACCUUGGCUCUCUGCUAUGAUGAGCCUGCCUCCUCUGCAUUACCCUUAAUCUCCCAAUCCCUUGUGAAGCAAACAGCGGUUGCGAUUGUUGACAUAGACGGCAAGUUGAUUGGUGAGAUCUCACCAUACACACUCAACUCUUGCAACGAGUCGGUGGCUGCUGCACUUGCCACACUCUCUGCUGGGGAUCUUUUGGCUUACAUAGACUGUGGUGACCCACCUGAGGACCUGAUAUGUUUGGUUAAAGAAAGACUGGAACAUAGAAAUUUAGGUGAAGCUCUGGAGUUGCUGGAAGAAGAAUGGGGAAUUUCGUCAUCCUCAUCUUGUUCAUCAUACUCAUCUUCAUCUGAUGAGGAGUUUGGACUGGGAAGGAUUGGAAGGUUUGGUGGGCAUUCAUCAAGAGUGGUGAGGACUACAGAUGCAAUUGUGUGCUUUCAAUGGAGCUCUUUAGUGGCAGUAAUGAUUCAGGCACUUUCUCAUCGUGUGAGUUAUGUGUGGGUUAUUGAAGAGGAUGGAACUUUGGUUGGAGUUGUUACCUUCUCAGGAAUGAUGAAAGUUUUCCGGGAACGUUUAAAGUCAAUGAUGUAGGGAUCAAGAUAAUACCAGAAAUAAAGAACUGCGAAAAAAUAUGUUGAAAACCAGCAAUCCUUUAUAAGGACUUACCUUCUUUUUAUAGUUUCUUUUGAGAGGGAGGAUUAUACUUCCUUCACUUUUAGUUCCGAGUAUUGUGUCCCGUUAGGUCUGAAGUGAUCAUGAAAAUGGUGGAGCUUGUAUGGCUUGUGAUGCUGACACCUUAUGUGCUUCAAGUUUAUUUAGAUGUAAUUUGUAAAUUAAUUAAAGCAGGGUCCAGCAGAAGGGAUUAUGACGAGUCCAGUUCUCCUCUGCUGCCCAUCGUAGAAAAGAGUCUAGUUUUAUCUUCUUGUUUUAUUUUGGUAAUAUGAAAAGAAAUGGCGAAUUUGGCUUU
Molecule: messenger RNA, 1771 nt
Organism: Manihot esculenta (cassava)
Lineage: Eukaryota; Viridiplantae; Streptophyta; Magnoliopsida; Malpighiales; Euphorbiaceae
Product: CBS domain-containing protein CBSX5
Exons: 2
Coding region: 217-1395 (392 amino acids)
Source: RefSeq, a predicted model, not a curated record